AUGCCACGCUGUCUCAUGGCGAAAAAGUGGAAGUGGAAUCAGUGGCAGGCACGCGUGGAUGAUCAGCAGAUCGAGCAGAAGGACGCGACGCCGCUCGGUGCCGCCCUGCAGGAACAACAGGCGCAACAUCACGCUUUACAUCAGACCGCGAAUGCGAUGGAGAAACGGCCGCAUAGGCAUGAACCUGAGGACGAGGAGAUCGACGUGGUCGGGGACGUCGAUAAUCAUCAGGUCGACCAUCAGCAGACCUGCUGGGGGCCGCACAGUCCCACGGCGGGGGCUACGGCCCCUAGCCCGCCACCCCUCAACGCCUCCGGCGCCCUUUACUAUCACGGCUACACACACGAGGCGUGGAUUAAUCACGAGGAGCCGCCCAAGUAUGCGACGUUGCGCUCCGCGGCGGAGCUGGCGCGUCCGGUAGCGCCGUCGCCGCCACCUCCGGUAGCGCAGCAGGAGCUACCGAUUUCGAUGCUGACUGGGCCGGGUAUGCACCAAGCGCCGUCGCAUCAGGUGACGGUAAUCACCACGAAUCCGACAUUAUCGUCUUCGUCCUCAUCGUCGUCCGCCGCAUCGGCGUCGCUAUGCCUGCCGCCGCGGAAGAGCCUCUCAAUGUCCUUCACCAGCACCGGCACGGCGCUCUCCCUACCGCCGAAGAAGAAGGACAUCUACCGUCCUUACAGCCUGCAAUCGAUCUCAGAGAUACGCACGUCUGCCGAGGAGGAUCUAUCGGCCGCGCAGGCCAUUCUAGAUCUUAGCGCGUCGCCCGCCGCACCCACGCAUUCCGUUUUUAUUCACACCCUGUCGCCACCGCCGCCGCCACCGCCGCCACCACCACCUCCACCCGCCGCUGCCACCGUUGCUGCAGCGCCGAACGUGCCCGCACCGCAACAGCAGCAACAGCAGCAACAGCAGCAACAACAACAGGAACAGGAACAGCAACAGUUACAAUCGGCGUCAAUCACGAGUAUACCGGUUUCCGUGCUCGUGCCGGUGCCUAGCUCGCAGACCAAUCAGCUACGCCAACAGGAGCAAACGCCACCGCAGCCGCAGUCGCCCGCGACCGCGGAAGCCACCGGCGGAAACUGCAACGUCGGCAGGGACAGCACCACCAGCGGCAGUAAGACUGUCGCCUACACCUAUGAGGCCUUCUUCGUGUCCGAUGGCCGAUCAAAACGACGCGGCAGCAGCAGCAGCAGCAGCAACAACAACAACAACAACAACAAUGGUGCUGCCGUGCCUGAGAAAGAGGCGGCCCAACCGGACAGGCCCAAGUUCACGUGCACCGAGUGCGGCAAGCAAUACGCCACGUCGUCGAACCUGUCGCGGCACAAGCAGACGCACCGUAGCCUCGAUUCACAAUCGGCGAAAAAGUGCAUCCACUGCGGCAAGGCGUACGUCAGUAUGCCCGCCCUGGCGAUGCACGUGCUAACGCACAAGCUCGCCCACAGCUGCGGCGUCUGCGGCAAGAUGUUCUCGCGGCCCUGGUUGCUACAGGGUCACCUGCGCAGCCACACCGGCGAGAAGCCGUACGGAUGCGCUCACUGCGGCAAGGCGUUUGCCGAUCGCUCGAAUCUACGGGCGCACAUGCAGACGCACUCGGCCGACAAGAAUUACGAGUGCUCGAGGUGCCACAAGACCUUCGCCCUCAAGUCCUAUCUAAACAAACACCUAGAGUCGGCGUGUCUGCGCGACGAGGAGAUGCAGCAGCAACAGCAGCAGCAACCGCAGCCGCAGCAUGCCGAUAAUAACGCCACGCAGCAACAGAACACCAAUCGAGGUUUGUAGCAGCGCUUCGAGAAGGAGAACAACGACAUCACGAGGAUCGAGGGCUCGAGAGAGAGCUAGCGGUGCUCUAUGAUCGCCGCUUGAUCGAUCGCGAAGAGGCGCGAGGGUACGAAGAGCAGAGGAGAGGAUAUAAGGUUUGCCGUAGAUUUUAAGUAGAAAAGUGCCAGUAGAGACAGAAAUGAGAGCGAGCGAGCGAGUGAGAGAGAAAGAGAGAGAGAGAGAG
Messenger RNA from Wasmannia auropunctata (little fire ant), 2008 nucleotides. It is a transcript of the gene scrt, whose product is annotated as zinc finger and SCAN domain-containing protein 12-like. NCBI's taxonomy places the organism in Eukaryota, Metazoa, Arthropoda, Insecta, Hymenoptera, Formicidae. The record is from RefSeq and is a predicted model, not a curated record. Gene Ontology annotation, biological process: regulation of transcription by RNA polymerase II. Gene Ontology annotation, cellular component: nucleus. Gene Ontology annotation, molecular function: DNA-binding transcription factor activity, RNA polymerase II-specific; RNA polymerase II transcription regulatory region sequence-specific DNA binding. The transcript has 3 exons. The coding region runs from base 1 to 1785 and encodes 594 amino acids.